AUGUUAUCUCUUGAAGAGUGUGGAGGAGAUCUGUUCGUGGUGGUGUUCAGUCUGGACUGUCGAGAAUCGUUCGAGGAGGCCAUCAGACUGCGAGAAUCGAUCCUGGAGACUAAAGUGAGCGCGACCCAAAGCGCCACGAAGAGCAGAAGCAAGAGUCACUUCAACCUGAAGGUUCCUAUGGUCAUCGUCGGAAAUAAAUGUGAUAAGGAUGUAAAAACAGUUACAGUGGAGGAAGCGGAGGAGUACUGCAAUAGUCAGGAUGAUUGCUGCGUUUUUGUGGAGGCGUCAGCUAAGAGGAACUACCACGUGGAGGAGCUUUUCUACCAGCUGUUCAUUGUAGCUGGUCUACCCUUGGAAAUGGCGCCCAAUCAUCACAGAAAGGUCCCCCUCACUUUUGGCUCUCCGACUAUGUUACCACCGUCACAGCCAAGGCACAAAGCUACCCUGAGCAUAAAGCGACGUCUGAGCGAUGCCUGCGGCGUCGUUGCUCCGAACGUGCGUCGUCCAAGCAUCAGAACCGAUCUGAUGAUCAUGAGGACGAAAACCUGCUCCCUUGCAACUGGUAACGAGAACAACGCUCCUGGAUCGAGAAUCACCUUGCGCACCUCCGACGCCAGAAAAACGUGCUCCAUUCAGUGA
Molecule: messenger RNA, 639 nt
Organism: Habropoda laboriosa
Lineage: Eukaryota; Metazoa; Arthropoda; Insecta; Hymenoptera; Apidae
Product: dexamethasone-induced Ras-related protein 1-like
Exons: 4
Coding region: 1-639 (212 amino acids)
Molecular function (GO): GTP binding; GTPase activity
Source: RefSeq, a predicted model, not a curated record